This is a messenger RNA of Sorex araneus (European shrew), 3694 nucleotides long. RefSeq names its product dendrin (gene DDN). The transcript has 2 exons. The record is from RefSeq and is a predicted model, not a curated record. Lineage: Eukaryota; Metazoa; Chordata; Mammalia; Eulipotyphla; Soricidae. Bases 30 to 2213 code for a protein of 727 amino acids.
GGUGGGGGGCCGGGGUGGGGUGGGGCAGGAUGCUGGAUGGUCAGCUCUUCUCCGAGGGGCCCGACAGCCCCCGGGAGCUGCAGGAUGAGGAGUCUGGCAGCUGCCUCUGGGUGCAGAAAUCCAAGCUGCUGGUGAUCGAAGUGAAGACUAUUUCCUGUCAUUAUAGUCGCCGCGGCGCUCCUCGACAGCCCAUGGACUUCCCGGCCAGGCACUGGGCCCGGGGGCCCCUGCGCAGCACGUGUGGGCCGCGCCUGGGAUCCCCUGAGCCGCCGCCUCGCCGGCCCUGGGCCUCCAGGGUGCUGCAGGAGGCGACCAACUGGCGGGCGGGGCCCCCGGCCGAGGCUCGAGCGCGGGAGCAGGAGAAAAGGAAAGCGGCAUCGCAGGAGCGGGAGGCCAAGGAGACUGAGAGAAAGCGGCGCAAGGCUGGUGGGGCCCGAAGGAGCCCCCCCAGUCGGCCCCGCCCGGAACCCCAGGGCGCGCCUCGGGGGCCCCAGCCCGCAGGGCUCCCCGCUCCCUCCCGGCGGGAGCGCCUGGGACCCAUGGGACGCCCGCCCCGUCCAGCCACGCAGCUGCCGAGCGACCCGGGGACGGCGUGGGCGGGGCCCUGGGGAGGUCGGCGGCCAGGACCCCCCAGCUACGAGGCCCACUUGCUGCUGAGGGGCGCGGCCGCGACGGCCCCGCGACACCGCUGGGACCGGCCGCCCCCCUACGUGGCUCCUCCUUCUUACGAAGGCCCGCACCGGACCUUAGGGACCAAACGCGGCCCCGAGCCGUCGCGAGCGCCCGUCUCGUCAGCCCCAGCUCCGACUCCGACUCGGGCCGGGACAGAGGGAGGGUGCACAAAGAAGAGGCUGGAUCCUCGGAUCUACCGCGACGUUCUCGGCGCCUGGGGUCUCCGACAGGGGCAGGGUCUCUUGGGGGGUGCCCCGGGCUACGGACCAGUCAAGACAAAGUUGGACUCGGGCAAGCGAGAUUCGGAGAAGAGUCCGGGGCUGGGCGCCACCGGCCUGAGCAGCGGCAGCGAUGGUCACCACCCGGCUCACCACCCGGCGCAGGCUGCGGCCAGUACUGCCGCGGAGACAGCGCCCGCGGGGUCUGCGACGGCGACUCCCAGCCGCCCGCGCCCUGCCCCCAGGGCCAGGCCCCAGCUCAGAGGCUCGGGGGAAGGCAAAGAAGGUGGAGAGCAGAGCUGGCCACCCAAAGGCUGGAUUCCCUCCACUAAGAAACCGCCGCCCCGACAGAGCCAGACCCUCCCCAGACCCUGGGCUCCAGGAGGUACGGGAUGGAGAGAGUCCCUGGGUCAUAAAGAGGGGGCCGGCCCCGAGACUCUGGAGGGUUGGAAGGCCACCCGCCGCGCCCACACCCUCCCCCGCCGUUCCCGGGGUCCCGCCGGCGGAGACGGCGUCUUUGUGAUCGACGCUACGUGCGUGGUGAUCCGGUCCCAGUACGUGCCCACCCCUCGAUCCCAGCAGGUGCGGCUCUUACCCGCCGCGGGGCCGCGCGUGGAGGGAGAUGCCCCCAGCGAUGAGGGUGGUCCCCCGACCCAGCCCACGCCCAAGCAGGAGGGGCGCGAGUGGGCCGAGCCCUUGCCUUCCCCUUGCCCAAAGCCGCUGCAGAGCAGCACCCUGGCACCGCGGCCGGGUGGGGAGCGUGAGUUCGACGCUGCGGGCGGGACGCCGGGGGACCCCUCGGAGGAGGAGCGCGUCUCGCGCAUCCCGGGGCUCCCGGCCGGCGAAGCAAGCCUGCGGGGAGCCCCCGCGCCGCCGGGCAGCCCGGGGCACUCGGCCCUAGGCCCGGCGGCUCUGGGGAAGGUGGGGAAGGCCGAGGGCGCGGGGGAGGGGGCGGCGGUCCCGCGCCGCGCCGGCCGUGGCUGGCCGCGGAGCCCGGGACCCUACGCCGGCGCCCUGCGGGAGGCCGUGUCCCGCAUCCGCCGCCACACCGCCCCGGACUCGGACUCGGACGAAGCGGCGGAGCUGAGCGCGCACAGCGGCUCGUCUGACGGGAGCGACACGGAGGCCGCGGGCGCCCCCUGGCGGCAGGAGCGGCCCCUGCCCGAGCCUGGGCACCGCCCGCCGCCCAGGGAAGGGGGCAAGGCUGAGGAGCUGGGCGACGACCUGCGGGGCGUCCUAGGUGCCAUCGGCCGAGCCGAGGACGGCCUCGGCGGGGCGAGGAACGCGAAGGGGACACCGCAGGGAAAGAGGGAGUGGCAGUGAAGGGCCCUAGGCUUAUGUUCCCCGGGACGCUUCGUCCAUGGAUCCACUGCUCCCCUCCUCUCAGAUCUCCUUGAACCCCUUACCCAGACCGGCCCCCUACUGAAACCAAGCCUCCCACGUGAAAGGAAAGUGGGUGGAUCCGACACGGGGACGUGUUCUCUGUAGGAGGGGUGAGAGGGGGCAGUAGACUUCAGUGCCUGCCCACACCCACAUGGGCCAGGCCUUGGGCGAGGGCCCGGGCACUAGAGGUGUGGGACCCAGCGCAGCCAGGAGCAGCGGGACCACAAGGAGGACACACUCACAGGUGGCACCCCCAGAGCAGGAGAAAGGGGUGGAGCGGCUUCACAGGGGCGGUUCCCAGGUGCCAGAAGAGGAAGUGGUCCAGACGCAAUUAGCUCAGUUAGAAGAGAGCUCACUUUGUAGCUGCCACAGGCCUCAGCUCAAAUCCCAGCUCUGUCACGUUUAUAGGCAAUCCCCUCGCCAGCAGCUCACAGGUGAAACCAGGUAGUUAUGGGCUCUGUCCUUGACCCUUCAGAGUGCUUGGGAGAGGCUUCCAGUUCAUCCUUCCUUCUACAAGGAAGAAAGAGAGUUAGGAACAACUGGACAGGCCAAGGGCUCGGAGAUGCUUCAUCCACUCGCACUCAUUCCCAAUUCAAGACUGUCCAGGUUUUGCAGAAGAACUGGCCUAAGUGUGCAAGGGCUCCUAGACCAGCCAGGUUUAGGUGAGGGCCGGCCAAGACAGGGUAGGACCGUGGCCUUGUCACUGUCCUGGGCCUGUGGUGGUCCAAGCUGGGGAGGGAAGGCUGCCAAUGAAUCAGCUUGGGACCCUUUAGGCCUCCCCCGCCCCCUCCCCCGUGUUCCUUAGUGAUGCUUUGAACCAUUACCACGAUUUCCCAUCCAGUGGUAUUAUCCCACUGAAGGAACCCUGGUGGGUUUGUUUGGGGUUUUUUUUCUAUUUUUUUGCAUCUCUUCCAGAAACUUGCUAGGGAGUGACGAAAGAGGCUGGUCCCCUAAAGCCUGCAGGCGUGGGUGUGAUACUCGCUGUAGCCACUACGGGGCGCGCGCAGGUCGCGGAUUUCCCGGGUAGCUAGUCCCGAGCGCCUCCUGCGCGCAGGCCCCCCGUCCUGCGGCCUCCAGACAAGGCGCGCGAGGCCGGGAGCGGGCCCCUGGCCUCCCGGGGCUGGGAGCGCGCCAAGCCCCUCUCUGUUGUACUCAUCUCAGACCACCCGCUCGGGGCCCAGGAACUUAAGUCUUUUUUCCUCUGCUAUCGUGGACACCUCCCUGUCUGCCAUUUACUAGCCAUGUGAACUGGGCCAAACCACUUCACCUCCCUGAGCCUCAGUUUCCUCAUCUGUCAAAUGGGGGUUUAUAAACACCUACCUCGCAGGGUUGUUGUGAGGAUUUAAUGCGAUAAUGUAUGUAAAGCGCCGCGCAUCGUGCCUCGCACCCGGCGGGCGCUCAAUAAACCUAAGCUUCCCUUG